Molecule: messenger RNA, 2578 nt
Organism: Dermacentor andersoni
Lineage: Eukaryota; Metazoa; Arthropoda; Arachnida; Ixodida; Ixodidae
Source: RefSeq, a predicted model, not a curated record
GUAUCAAUCAAUCAAUCAAGCAAUCAAUCUUUAUUUUCGUUCUGUCAAUGAUACACAAAGAAGGACAGUGACAAAAAGCUGUUUGUCAGAUCAGCUUGACUAGGCCACACCCCCAUAGAAAUAUUUCUGAGUGGUAACAGCCCUACCGUAAAGUAAAUCAAAAAUUGAAACUUAACAGACAGCCUAGUACUAUAGGGCACAUACUAAGUAAUGUAAAUGUAAUGUUAAUACAGAAAAGUUAAAGCAGUUUUUACAGUCGUCAUAAAAAUAACUACGAAACAGUGUCUUAGAAAAAUGAAUAUCUGAAAUGCUAUCAAAUUACAAAUAUCUAGAAUAAAUAUACAAUGUACAGGAAAAAUCAAUAUAGAAAUCGACUUGUUACUAACAGUUAUAUCCAACCAGAGGAAACAAUUCAAUACGGUUAUGGAUUUGAUAAACAGGAAAAGGUUUGUAAUAAAACAAGUGUUAAGUAGUAGAAAUCUCAGAGCUAUUCAUCACUGUAUAUAACUUGCGGAUAUCCUGAUAUGAACAAUCCCUUCCUGAAGCCAGCCUGUUCCCUUGGUUGACAAAAGUCCAGUGUUGCCCUUAUUCUAUUGGAGAUUAUUUUGGCGAAUAUUUUAUAUUAUACCGGAAGUAAGCUAAAGGGUCUAUAGUUUUCAUUUCUUUAACGUCUUCCUUUCUGCGGAUUAGCAUAAUGUAUGCAUCAUCCAGUUUUCCGGGACCGUUGCCGUCGAUAGACACUUUAUAUAAAGAACCACCAGUUUUCCAAGCAUUAUGUCUCUUCCAUCACAUUCAUCAUCAUCAUCAGCCUGGUUACGUCCACUGUAGGGAAACGGCCUCUCCCAUACUUCUCCAACUACCCCGGUCAUGUGCUAAUUGUGGCCAUGUUGUCCCUGCAAACGUCUUAAUCUCAUCCGCCCACCUAACUUUCUGCCGCCCCCUGCUACGCUUCCCUUCCCUUGGAAUCUAGUCCGUAACCCUUAAUGACAAUCGGUUAUCUUCCCUCCGUAUUUCAUGUCCUGCCCAUGCCCGUCUUUUUUCUUGAUUUCAACUAAGAUGUCAUAAACUCGCGUCUGUUCCCUCACCAAAUCUUUCUUCUCUUAUUCCUUAACGUUACGCCCAUCAUUCUUCUUUCCAUAGCUCGUUGCGUCGUCCUGAAUUUAAGUAGAACCCUUAUUGUAAACCUCCAGGUUUCUGCCCUGUAGGUGAGUACUGCUAAGACACAGCUUUUAUAUACUUUUCUCUUGGGCGAUAAUGCCAACCUGCUGUUAUUGAUCUCAGAAUGCCUGCGAAACGCACCGCCCCAAGAAGCAAGUCACCAGGGAUCCUACUGGCAUGCAGCACCCCACAAAAUAAUCAGGUCCUUAUUGCAAUCGGAUCAGCGAUCCUGCUCGGUGUGGAUGGCGACCGGGCACUGCUCCCACUCUCGCCGAAACCGUCUUCAUCAAGCGAAAUCGGAUGGACCACGACGACAAACAACUUUAACAGCGGAUUGCCAGUUAUCACCGGCUUACAUCACCGUUUGAAAGAGCCGCUCGUCGACGAUGAACUACCAGUCCCUGUUGAGCAUCGAGGACCACGUGAGACCAACCGAACCUACUUAACCGCGCAGCAUUUUGGCUUCGUGGGAUUUGGAGCCGGCACGCUGGCUGACGCGCAGCUAACACUACUGUUGGUUAUGCAGGUUAGUACUUACUAUCCAAUGCAACUUCAUGGUCCGCUAUGUGCGUUGCCGGCUCCUCCCACGAUAAUUGCUACUGCGCACCGUCGCAGACGAAUGUGCGCGCGAGUGUCUUGCCGAAAUUUCCGCCUCUUUGUGAAUAGAGUGUUGUACUUGAUUCUUCUUUUGUUGCUAUCGGGCGAUGUCGAGCUUAAUCCUGGACCUCUCACCGAAGCAGCAAUGGAGGUACUUAAAAGUUUACAGGCUGGUCAGGCAGCAAUCAUGAGCAAGCUAGAUACCAUCGAUACCAAGUUAGCCAAACACGAGGCUAUGCUGGCGGAGGUAAACAGUAGGCUUGGUGUAACUGAGGAACGGGUUGGAACGGUAAAUAAAUUAGUGUCGGAUCAAGGAAAUGCAAUAAGAUCACUUGAACAACAAGUAUCUGCCGUGCGAAAGAAAAACGUCGAUCUUGAAAACAGAAGUCGCAGGCUUAAUCUUGUCUUCUAUGGAAUAGAUGACGGAAACCAUUCUGAAACGUGGAUUCAAUCAGAAAACUUGGUUAAAGAUAUUUGCAAAACUAACCUGGGGAUCGAACUGAAUUCGAUACAAAGGGCACACCGAGUAGGUCGUUACAGCGAUAGGUUCAAAAGGCCAGUCCUAGUAAAUUUUUCUUCAUAUAAGGAAAAACAGGACGUCUUGUCAAAUGCCAAUAAGUUCAAGGGGUCACCCUACAGUGUGGAUCAGGAUUAUUCAUCCGAUACCCGAGAAAUACGGAAGCAUCUGUGGGAAUACGCAAAAGUUAAAAAAGCGGACAGCAAUAACAAGGUAAAGCUAAACUUCGACAAACUUAUUAUUAACGGAAAGACCUUCACGUGGGACAAAGAAAAAAAAGAAGUUGUUCCAUUCAGGGAACGAUGA